This is a messenger RNA of Acanthopagrus latus (yellowfin seabream), 776 nucleotides long. RefSeq lists its product as uncharacterized. The transcript has 2 exons. The coding region runs from base 79 to 522 and encodes 147 amino acids. NCBI's taxonomy places the organism in Eukaryota, Metazoa, Chordata, Actinopteri, Spariformes, Sparidae. The record is from RefSeq and is a predicted model, not a curated record.
AGGUUGAAUUUAUUGUGGCAACACUGAUUCUGACACAGCCGCCCUCAUAAGUACAGCAGGGUCGGACCAAAAAAAAAAAUGUCUGUGGAAGACUCUGGCUCAGACUUCCUGUCAGAUGAGAGCGACUACGAGGCUGAGGAGAAACUGGAUGAUGGUGAAACAGAUGUAGAGGAGUUCAGUUACGCAGCGAUGGUCCGCCUGCACCACAAUCUAAUCAACUUUCAAAACAUCUACAUCUACAACAUCAACGCAGUGAUAGCCAUAGAGCGGUACACUGUGGACCAGGCUAGGACAAACAGUUUCAUCAGCGGUUUGCUUUCAGAGAUGGAUGUCAGCGACGACCAUUUCUUCCUGAUCUCCAUUGAAGAUUUGAACGAGCCGUAUGAAGAUGAGGACUCCAUCUUGUCAUCAUCGUCCUCCAGCUCAUCUUCUUCUUCCUCCAGCUCGUCAUCUUCUUCCACCAGCUCGUCUUCUUCUUCCUCAGACGCUGAAGAAGGACGGAGUGAUGUAGACCAUCGGUGAAGCAAUGCAGAGGAUGAGGCUGCAGAGGACCAGCUGUGAAGAUGUCUAAUAAACACGGCCAUCCUUAUCUUUAUGGAACUGGCUUCACUGUAGGAGUCAUGGUUAGUCAUGGUUCAAAUAAAUCUGCUGCAGCAUGAUGAACACCAUCAAGUUCAGAAUGACUGCAAACUUAAUAGCUGAAGUGUUUGCAAAAAUCCCCCAAGACCUAGAUGACCAUCCAUCAGCUUGGCUAAUAAACAUGUGCUUAUCCUGAA